Penicillium atrosanguineum is the source of this 1545-nucleotide messenger RNA. Its product is annotated as MFS transporter. Gene Ontology annotation, molecular function: transmembrane transporter activity. The record is from RefSeq and is a predicted model, not a curated record. Gene Ontology annotation, biological process: transmembrane transport. Bases 1 to 1545 code for a protein of 514 amino acids. The transcript has 4 exons. Lineage: Eukaryota; Fungi; Ascomycota; Eurotiomycetes; Eurotiales; Aspergillaceae.
AUGGGCUUGUUGGGUUUUCUCGGAUUCCCCGAGAAGGGUGAACCUACGCGGCCGAAGUUCGUAGAGCUUAGAUCUGCCAAAUGGUUUAUUAUGUUCACUGUUUCCUUCGCGGCUUCUACGGAUAUUUUCAUGUAUGGCCUGAUUGUGCCUGUCACACCAACAGCAUUGGAGCGUAAAGUCGGUCUUUCACCGGAUAAAAGUAGGUCAAGCUCUUUGAUUCUGGUCUUGUGCACCCUGACUAACCUAAAGCCUCUACCUACAGUCCAAACAUGGACAUCCAUUCUUCUAGCUUUAUACUCAGCUGCAUUGCUAGCUUUCUCCCCUGUCAUCGGUUAUGUAGCCGACCGCGCCGAAUCCCGACGUUGGCCCCUUCUCCUAGGCCUCGUUGCACUUGAGGCUGCCACUGCCCUUCUGUGCAUUGGAACAAAUAUCGGUCUCUGGAUCGCCGGUCGUCUAUUCCAGGGCGCUGCCGCAGCGGUUGUUUGGACCGUUGGCAUAGCGUUGAUGGUUGAUACUGUCGGGAAAGAAGGCCUCGGCCAGGCCAUUGGAUAUGUCUCUAUGGCAUUAAGUAUUGGCACGAUGGCUGGACCUCUUUUGGGAGGUGUUCUCUACGAAAAUGGAGGAUACUACUCCGUCUUCGGUCUUGCCUUUGGGUUAAUCGGCAUUGAUAUCUUCCUCCGGCUCGUGUUGAUUGAAAAGCGACAUGCUGCUCGAUGGAUUGCGACUGAAACGAAGCCUUUGGCAUCGAUCGAAGAGAAGGGCAAUAGAGAGGCUGCUACGGAUACGAUCACGGAGUCUCCUGCACCCGUGGACGAUUCGAAAUCCGAGACACUCGAGGAAAAGCCCGUAGCGCAUAGCCCUCUAAGACAGGCUGCCAGGCUCUUGAGCUCAUACCGGCUGGUAGUAUCCCUCUGGGGGUAUUUCGUGAUAUCCUUAGUGUUGACUUCCUUCGACAGUGUUCUGCCAAUCUUCGUUGAGGACACAUUCGGAUGGGAACAGACUGGACAAGGGCUCAUCUUCAUUCCACUCAUGGUACCCCAUAUCCUAGAUCCGAUCACUGGCUUCAUCAUCGAUCGUUAUCGCUGGACCCCACGCUAUCUCACGGCGGCGGGAUUCCUCUGCGUCGUCCCAGUGGCGACUCUCCUGCGUCUCGUCAAGGAGAAUACGAUGCACGAUAAGGUUGUCCUUUGCGCCCUGCUCGCCUUGCUCGGAUGCUGUAUUUCCAUGGUCAUGACUCCCAUAGUGACGGAAGUAUUCAACGCCGUCCAAGAGAAGGAGGACAAUUCACCGAAUGUAUUUGGCCGUGGAGGCGCCAUGGCUUUGGCCUUUGGCCUUUCUAAUAUGGGUUUCGCAGCAGGCAGUCUCAUCGGCCCAUUCUUCGCUGGGUUCAUUCGCCAAAAUGCUGGUUGGGGCACCAUGGGCUGGGCAAUGGGUCUGGUUGCUGGUGUUUCUGCGAUCCCGAAUCUCUUGUUUGUUGGUGGUUGGAUCUUGAGGAAGCCAAAGCCAGCUGCGGCUGGUGAUCAGCCGGAAUCGGAAACUUCCUAA